This is a messenger RNA of Paracoccidioides lutzii Pb01, 957 nucleotides long. Its product is annotated as iron-binding protein erpA. Gene Ontology annotation, biological process: iron-sulfur cluster assembly. Bases 1 to 957 code for a protein of 318 amino acids. The transcript has 4 exons. The record is from RefSeq and is a predicted model, not a curated record. Gene Ontology annotation, molecular function: 4 iron, 4 sulfur cluster binding; 2 iron, 2 sulfur cluster binding; iron ion binding. Gene Ontology annotation, cellular component: mitochondrion.
AUGAACCAGCAGAUACUGUCGCUCACAAGGUGUCGCCUUUCGCAGCAGAAUAUAUCAUCUGCCGCAGUUUUCGUUCAACAAUCUUGGAGGGCUAUGUCUAUAGCCGCAAACCACUCCGCCUCCUCCAGAUACUAUGCCUCACAUGCGAUUCAGCCGGUGCUUCCGUUUCUCCUUCCAUAUACCCAUCGUUCGAAUUCUCGACGUAGUCUAGGGCCUCGAAAAUCCACUCGUUUUUCUUCACCGAACCAACCAUCCACAUUUUCGACAUCACAACCCAAGCACUGGGCAAAGGCGAUAUUGAACCCGCGGACCGAUGAUGAGGGGAAACCCAUGAUGAUUAAUAUUUCUCCUCGUGCAGCAAAGGUAUGGGGAACAUUUUAUGUUUUGCGGGUGGUACAGUUGCGAUUGAUGAAGGUUAUGCGCUUCUUCGUUGCGGCAAUUGCGCAGGAAGAGAUGGUUUGGCGGACAAUGAAGUGGAAAACAGGGCUUCCCGUCCGCUCAGCCGAACUUAAGCCACUCGCCGGCCGGCUAGUAGUUGGGUGGGUGACCAACAGCGAAUCCCGGCUGUCUCGCGCAUUUGCGUCACGCCUACGAGAAAUUACCGAUCCAUCCUCCGGGAUGUCGUCAACCUUAAAUGAUGGACCUUAUGACCACCUUCGUGUCACCGUGUCCAGUGGCGGAUGCCAUGGUUUUCAGUACAUGAUGUCGCUUGAUCCAGCGUCCAAAAUCGAUCCAGAAGACACGAUUUUUGAAGCAGACGGGGGCGAUUUAUCACCGGAUGGACAGCCUCUUAGAGGCGAAGCCAAGGUUGUCAUGGACUCGGCAUCAUUAGAACUUUUGCGCGGAAGCACGGUCGACUACACAAUGGAGUUGAUUGGAAGCCAGUUCAAAAUCGUCGACAACCCCAGGGCUAUAAGUAGUUGUGGCUGUGGGACAAGUUUCGAUGUCCCUGAAUAG